Molecule: messenger RNA, 11578 nt
Organism: Nothobranchius furzeri (turquoise killifish)
Lineage: Eukaryota; Metazoa; Chordata; Actinopteri; Cyprinodontiformes; Nothobranchiidae
Source: RefSeq, a predicted model, not a curated record
CUGUGCAGGGGGAUCAGACCAAGGUAAAGUGCACUUAGACGUUGUCUGUUCUGAUGGAGAUGUGAUUGUAUGAGAACCGAACCGGUGCUGUAAUCAACUUCUUCUUGAAUCUUAAAUCUUUAUGUCAGAGUUCUUAAUAUAUAACAUCUUCCUACUCCGAGUGCUCUGACCAAACAGGAUGUUGGACCUUGGAUAUCAUGACAAUAUCGAUCCUGGUCCUGGAAGGCCACUAACCUGCAUGUUUCUGUGCUGAUGUGCUCACCUGGAUUGCUUCGGUCUGUGGUUAACAGUCUUUUGGAAACUUGAGGACGUGUGGAAAAGCCCUGAAUCAGUUGUGUUGAAUCGUGAAGACAACCAUGCAAGAUAGCGGGCCCUUAAAAAAUGAGGAUUUGCUUAGAUCAGUGGUGUCCAAUGCUGCUAGAGAGCUCCUAUCCAGCAUGCUGUAGAGGUUUGUCUGCUUCAACACACCUGGUUUUAUCAGUGGGUGGAGUUUGAUGCAUCAGGUGUGUUUGAGCAUUAAAAAAUCAUGCAGGAUGGCCCUGCCUUAGAUCCACCUUUGUGAGCUGUUCUGUUGUCUUUUUAUCCAGUAGGUGGUGCUCCAGAUCCACUCAUGGAGGAAUCAGUGGGAUGAGGAGCACCACUGCCCCUCCUGUACGCUGCACCCCGGUGUUGUUUUCCACUCCUGGAUGGUGAUGGUGAUGAUGAUGAGGUGCGUGAGACGCCAGCGCAGAACUGGGGUGAGGAGGCGGAUAAUGAGCGGACCAGACAGACACACACAUCCUGUCCACCAAAUCCACCCUGCCUCUGAUCACUGGAGUCACCAUGAAGAGCAAACUGAGGAGUAAAAUUUCAUAUGCGGAGGACUGAGUGAAGCUGCAGCAUGGCGGGGGGUCGGAGGGGACUUGUGGCCCCCCAGAAUACUUUUUUGGAAAAUAUUGUCAGACGGUCGAAUGUUUGGACACUGUCACAUAGACAGACAGACACCAACUUUGUCCUGGGGAACGCUCAGAUAGUGGACUGGCCCAUUGUUUACAGCAACGAUGGUUUCUGCAAGCUGUCUGGUUACCACAGAGCGGAGGUGAUGCAGAAAAGCAGCACCUGCAGCUUCAUGUACGGGGAGCUCACAGACAAGGACACGACGGAAAAAGUCCGGCUAACAUUUGAGAAUUAUGAGAUGAACUCGUUUGAAAUACUGAUGUACAAGAAGAACAGAACACCUGUUUGGUUUUUCGUGAAGAUUGCUCCCAUACGAAAUGAACAAGAGAAAGUAGUUCUGUUCCUUUGCACGUUCAGUGACAUCACUGCCUUCAAGCAGCCAAUUGAAGACGAUUCCUCCAAAGGCUGGGGGAAGUUUGCUCGACUGACUCGAGCUUUAACAAGCAGCAGGGGAGUCCUACAGCAGCUUCAACCCACAGUUCAUAAAGGAGAGAACGUCCACAAGCACUCCCGUCUAGCUGAGGUGCUGCAGCUUGGCUCAGACAUCCUACCUCAGUACAAGCAGGAGACCCCCAAAACUCCUCCUCACAUCAUCCUGCACUACUGCCUCUUCAAGACCACAUGGGACUGGGUCAUCCUCAUCCUCACCUUUUACACCGCCAUCAUGGUGCCCUACAACGUCUCCUUCAAGACGAAGCAGAACAACGUGACAUGGCUGGUGGUCGACAGCAUCGUGGACGUCAUCUUUUUGGUGGAUAUUGUUUUGAACUUUCACACCACGUUUGUCGGACCUGCUGGCGAGGUGAUCUCAGACCCGAAGCUGAUCCGAAUGAACUACCUGAAGACCUGGUUCGUCAUUGACCUGCUGUCCUGCCUCCCGUAUGAUGUCAUCAACGCCUUUGAGAAUGUGGAUGAGAAUUGGAACCACCGAGCCGUCACUCAAGGCAUCAGCAGUCUGUUCAGCUCUCUUAAGGUGGUCCGCCUUCUCCGUCUGGGUCGAGUUGCUCGUAAACUGGAUCACUACAUCGAGUACGGGGCGGCUGUUCUGGUGCUGCUCGUGUGUGUUUUUGGCCUGGCUGCACACUGGCUUGCCUGCAUUUGGUACAGCAUCGGUGAUUAUGAGGUCAUUGACGAGGAAACCAAUGUUGUCCGAAUGGACAGCUGGCUCUACAUCCUGGCUGAGACGAUGGGACGCCCAUACCGCUUCAACACCAGCGGUUCAGGGAAGUGGGAGGGCGGGCCCAACAAGGACUCCGUCUACAUCACCUCUCUGUAUUUCACCAUGACCAGUCUGACCAGCAUUGGCUUUGGCAACAUUGCCCCGACGACAGAUGGAGAGAAAAUCUUUGCGGUUGCCAUGAUGAUGAUUGGGUCUCUUCUUUACGCCACCAUCUUUGGUAACGUGACAACGAUUUUCCAGCAGAUGUACGCCAACACAAAUCGUUACCACGAGAUGAUCAACAGCGUCCGGGACUUUCUGAAACUCUAUCAGGUGCCCAAAGGCUUGAGUGAAAGAGUGAUGGAUUACAUCGCCUCCACCUGGUCCAUGUCACGGGGUAUAGACACAGAAAAGGUGUUGCAGAUUUGUCCAAAGGACAUGAGAGCAGAUAUUUGUGUUCAUCUCAACCGUAAAGUUUUCAAAGAGCACCCAGCUUUCCGGUUGGCCAGCGAUGGAUGUCUCAGAGCUCUGGCCAUGGAGUUUCAGACGAUCCACUGUGCUCCCGGUGAUCUUAUCUACCACGCCGGCGAGAGCGUGGACAGCCUUUGCUUUGUGGUGUCGGGGUCCUUGGAGGUCAUUCAGGACGAUGAGGUGGUAGCAAUUUUAGGUAAGGGAGAUGUAUUUGGAGACGUUUUCUGGAAGGAGGUAACUCUGGCGCAGGCCUGCGCUAACGUCAGAGCUCUGACCUACUGCGACCUCCACGUCAUUAAACGUGACGCCCUCCAGAAGGUGCUGGAGUUCUACACGGCGUUUGCCAACCACUUCUCCAGAAACCUGCUGCUCACCUACAACCUGCGAAAGAGGAUUGUCUUCAGGAAGAUUAGUGAUGUCAAACGAGAGGAAGAGGAGCGACAACGGCGUAAAAACGAAGCCCCAUUGAACUUACCACCAGAUCACCCGGUACGAAAACUCUUCCAACGCUUUCGACAGCAGAAGGAAGCCCGCAUGGCAACCGGGAAACCAGAAUCUGAUGAACAGGAUGUGGAGAAAGGUCCAGUCUACGUAGAUAUCCCCAUGGCUAAAGCAGCCAUCACAACCACCAGCAUCGUCACAGUAACAGAAAGUCCAGCAACACCUUCAUCUUCAGUUCCUUCACCUUCAACACCUCCCAGCUGCCUUCCCUCAGAUACCGCAAAGCUGCAGGUGCCAUCCCCCAUUUCUCUGGCAGGAAUUCGGCCUGCUGAGCCGGCCAAAGUCAAAGGCUGGGGUCGCUUCAAGGAGUCGAUGGCUAAAGCUGACAAUUGGAAUAAGGUGUCUAAAGCAGAAUCCAUGGAAACUUUACCUGAGCGGACCACUGUACACGAGUCACAAACAUCUCUAAAGAAGACGGACUCGUGUGACAGCGGUAUCACCAAAAGUGACCUACGCCUGGACAAAGUGGGCGAGUUCCGCAUGACUCCUCAGGACCGCAGUCCUGCCCAGCCUCCAGAAACCAGGCAUGCCUUCUACCCCAUCCCAGAGCAGACUCUUCAGGCAUCACUUCAGGAGCUCAAACUGGAGCUGAAGGAUGACCUUAAGAACCUGAACGUUCGAAUGUCCGGCCUUGAGGCGCAACUCGAAGAAGCACUUAAGCUUCUCAAAUCCAGGAAUUCGAGCACUGGCUCUCCGCAACCUCUUUUUGACAUUUCUAGACCUGGUUCACCAGAACUGGACAAAGAGGACAUCUUUUCUUGAAGGACAGAAGAAUCUUCAGGUAACAAGAGAUCCGUGAACUCAGCUGGGAUCCAGUAAUCCUGGGAUUACUGGGAUAGCUGAGGCUGCACAAGGUGCACCUUCUGUAUCAGGUGUCAGAGCGGCCUGUGAGAUUCACCGGCCUUUACAAUAAGGCGUACCCGCCGGAUAAUGAGGAACCGUUGGCAAUUCAAGGUCAGAGCCAAGAUUUUGGUGUUGUAGCACUGAACACUUGAAGGUUACGUAACGGCUGACAGAUCUAUGUUUGUACAUAAUUUAUUUUUCCACUGCGCUAUGUUGGAAAACUAAUUUUCUCAGUCUGGUUUUAUCUUAACAGUAGAUCUUACUGCAGAGUCAUAUCUGUUGGGAGGCUCCAAUGGAGGCAGCAUGACCCACUGGUUUAUUAUUGAAUCACUCGUAAGAGAUUCUUUGCAUGUCAUUUGAAAUAGAUGUGUACUUCUUAUUGCAGACGGGGAGUAGUUGAUGAAUUGAGGCCGCACAGCGAGUCAUUUGCAUUAUUUCACAUUGACAGUGGGGAAAAGAACAGUUAAAACCGUCUCCGAGUGAUUUCCUCAAACGCAUCUCUUAUUAAAAUAUGCCAGGAUCAUUAUGAAUUAUACAACACAUAACUCUGGCCAGGCAAUCUGAUUUCCAAAAUCCUGUUUGAGCAGAGCUUACAAUGUAAUUUUCAUAAACCGCUAAUAGAUGCGCUCCACGGAAAAUUAAUUUAAAUGCUAACUAGUGAGGCGAUGGUGAGGAAGCUACCCAUCUUUCUUGAAGUCUGGUGUUUCUUAAUUUAAUUGGUGAACACAUUCACCACAUGCAUCGUAUACUGUUAUAUGGAGGGUAUGUAAUUCUAGCUUUGGGGAUGCAUAUCAUACUUUGAUUAUGCAAAGAUGAUCCUUCUUAUGACUGCAUCCUGCCUGCUUUUGCAACUCACGAGCACAGCAAGGAUUGCCCAUUGGCAUAACUGGUCUAAAAUAACAUAUAUACAUAUAUUUAUAUUUGCCUGCUCAUUUAAAGGUGAUCACGACAACCAAGUAAUCUGCAAACUCUUUAAACCUUUUCUGUUGAAUGUAGGUCCUGUGCAUGUUUUCAUGUUUAUUUUUUGUUUGCUCAGCUUUUAUUCAAACAGAAUGGCUUUGCAUGAUUCACAGUUUCAACAAAACCGCCUUAUUUAUAUAAAAAUGAUCUUUUAUCUUGCCAUAGUUUCUUUUCUGUCUGAAACAAGGUCCAGAAUGUUAUCUCUGGAGUUCUGCUUUUGCGUAAUUAUCCAGCAUUGAGAAGACUUCAGAGAUUCAGCACCAUUUCCUUUAGCGCAGGUCAGCGUUGGCAGUUUUUGUUCCUCACAACCAUUUCUGGAAAAUCUGUUGAUAAGAUAUCAUCUGAAUGAUAAUAUAUCAUUCUGUCCUCUAAAAGAGGAGAAGCUUAAAAGUUGACAUUUUGAGGUAAAAUGUCCUCAACCAGGGAGUCAAAAUGCAGAUAAUCUGAGUAAAAUAGAAAUAAAACCUGUUUUCCCCCCUAAAAUAGUGCAAACCUAAUCAUGCACGAUGGAUUUUAAAAAGCACUAAUUAUAGGCGUGAGUUUUUUCAGCCUGUUUGCCAACAAUGUUGCAUGUUUACAUUUACUCAUAUUUAUAUUUCCUGGUUAAAAACCUGUGUACAUAUCAGAGAAUCAGGGUUGGUGGCAUGAACUUUUAUCUAGAAAGCAACAGAACAGAAUAUUUAAUCAAAGGGGAGUUAUUUUUUAUUUUGCUGCAAUUCUGCAAUUUUCACAACUUUAAUUUUCAUUGAAGCAUAUUUUUAGAUGCCAUUGCAUGUGAUGACAUUUUAUUUGACAUGUGUUUUGCUUUUUUUAACAAGCAACUUUUGCCAGAUGCAAACAGAUCGCACAAAUCUGCAUCUUAAAUCUAAGAGGAACCCAUUUUGUUGCUUUUUUCAUGUUUCAGCUUCAGCAAGGACUCUUUAAUGAGAGGUAUACUUAAAGGUUAUACCAACAAACUCUAAAGAAACUAUAAAUAUGAAUUUAAUUGACAUCAGAUUUGCACUUCAGUUCAAUAAACCUGUAUUACUAGAUUUAUUCUCUGCCCUUCAGUGAGAAACAAAAUCUCUUAGUGCAGCUUUGUGAUAAAUGAAACACAACUUUAGAUAAAUGAAGAAAUAUUUCAUGAGUUCUGCUCUCAAGCAAUACAAUUUUUAGAGUAAAAAGUGAAAUUUUGUGCUAAAAGAUUAAACAAUGACCUUUAAAAUAACUAAAGCAAAAAUAUUUUAUGAUAUUUGAUAAAUGUGUCAAUCUAUGUAGUUUUAUUGGCAGAUAAACACCAAUGUAUGGAUUGUAGUAACCAGAAUCAUUGUAUUAUAUUUGUCAGCAUUUACAGCAGAGUCAUAUUCAAAUAACCAGUAAACCAGGAGAUCUGAUGGGUCACGCUUUAGUGUGUAUUGACAUUUGAAGAGAAUCACACCCUCUAGUCUAUAAUAUUUAUUCUUCACUUGGAUCGUUUAUGCUGCCUGCAUGCUUUUUCUUUUACCAGACAAAAAAGACGAGCUGAGUGGAAAAAGAUGCUGAGGUUUCGUUGCCUCCAUUUCCAUUAAAAAUUCAGCCUGCAUAAAUAAGCGGGCAUGUCAUCGCUGAAGUGAGAGCUUGUCUGGUUUGGAACCAGCAUUUUGUUAUGUAUUUCUUUUUCUGGAUGCACUUUAAUCAGAAUUUUACCAUUGGGAUAGAAAAGGCUCAUAAAGUUCGUUUCAAACCACAGAUAAUUUAUAAAGUUGCAGCUCGCAAAGGAGGUCAGUGCUGAGGAAUGCAGAAAGGGUGGAGAGAUUAUGUCAGGGCAGAGAGAAUCUAUCCAGUCCUCGGAUAUCUAAAAGUGUUAUGACUAUAAUUAUAUGGAGCUUUUAUGGUUAAAGAGCAAGUCACCCCCAUAAGCUAUAAAUAAGUGUCUAAUAGUACUGUGGACAUCUGUAGUCAUUCUUUUGUAUUUUAGUGCAUUUUACUUAAAAUACAAAUAUUCUGCAUAAAAUCCAUCAGUGUACACCCUCUUCAGGUUAAAAGUCUGCAAUACAUUUGAAUUUGAAUCUGCCAUCUCUGUUGGCUAACCGGGGAUCUGUGGCAUAAGCUGUUACCAUGUGACGUGGCUGCACUACUGUCGUCGGGAGCAGCCAUGCUCCUGGCUGGCUCGGCCAUAGUGGCCUUGGGAAUGUCACGGGCUGAUAGGAAAUGGUACGGCUCAAGCCUAAUUUAUACUUCUCCGUCAGCUUGAGUGAGGAGUCGUGCACAUGAAUUGAGGGAGAUGUUUUCUCUUCUCCAUCACCUGGGGAGAGUUGCACAGCUAUUCCCCGCCCAGACAACAGGGUGUAACACAUUUCUGGGGUACCCUGCCACCAUUAUGGCUAUGUAUCCAGUCCAAGACAGUGUAUGUACGAUUGUGUUUACAUAGUUUUGAUGUAAUUCAGAGGCUUUUUAAAAUAAACAAAAUUGUUCCUCAUUCUCCUCCACCUCUUCAUGCGAUCUGCCCCUUUAAACUCACGUUUCUCCUCAUUUCCGUAAAUGAACAAAACCCUUGCUCCGUGCCUUUGUACCCCUUCAGUCACAGGGGAAUAAAUAAAACUAAUAUUGUCAGACUUUUUUCACAAGGCGCUCUUCAAUCUGUUCCGGGUCUGCCCCUGAAUAUCUUUUUAUUUUUUGAGGGGGCAAUGGCGGUGCUGUUGAAGGAAGAGGUGUCGGGACCAACCACAACGUUGUGGUCUCUGUCACUUGAAGCGCCUCAUGAUUUUUAUCUUGAGAAGCGCUAUAGAAAUGACCUUUUCUUCUUCUACUUGUGAUGGAUAGAUACAAAAUUGGGCAUGUCUCUGUCACCCUCUGCAAGCCUGUCAGAAAGCUCUUGUGCAGACGCGUUAUGGCAUUGCAUGUCUCCAUACUGACGGAGACGUAUACAUUAAGCUUCAGGAGCGCUCAUGUACUCCAAAAAUCUUUCCUCUGGUGAAGGAGGUGUAGCAAGAUCCUCCAGACUAGGAAGUAUGCUGCUGUGUCUCCGUCCAAGCAGGAUGUAUGUGUCUAAUAGCGGCUCAAUAGCUAAUCUCCAAGUGGAGGUGUGGGUGUCCUCUUGGUCCACCAGGCAGCACCUCACUGUGGAGCAAAGAGGAACUGUGGGUGGUGUCAGAAUUGGGGGAUGGGGGGGCUUGCUCUUUAAAAAUAUGGGAUGUUCAAUAUUGGCUUUUUCACUAACAUAGUCUGAUACCAAUAUAUGUGGGGUCCUUCCCCUCAACAAAGAACAUAUUUUAGGUAACUUACAUCACAUUAUCUUCUAUCAUGCUAAACUUUAAACAUAAUUUGUGCAAAACAGGACAACUACUUCAAUUUAAGUUAGGCCAGUUGAAAUAGCUCACAAAUUAAACAUUGGAUCUGCCAUAUUUUGACAUUUUGAAAGAGCGGAGAGGUAGAUGAAAGGUUUGAUGUAUAAUAUGUGCAUGGUAUGUAAAAGUUGCGUCAUUAAAUGAGUAAAAACCGAUCCUGAUGAUUUCCGAUAUUACAUUUUCUGGCCAGUAUCAGCCGAUUAUAUUGGUAGACUGGUGAAAUCGGACAUCCCUAAUAAAAAUGACAGACUGGGCAGAAACUGAUGUCCUGUGAGAGUAUAGAAUUAUUGUUAACUCUUCAUUUUACAGUGCCCUAAUUACUAAGUACUUACAUGGUAAUUACUAAAUGACAACUUUCACUAAUCCAGUGAAAAAACAUCCAGUUAUAGUUUAAACCAUAACAUUUCUCAAGUUAUUUCUGCCUCUCACUACAAUUACUGCAAAGCGGGAGCGUGUUGAGUCCGCUCAGCUGAUGAAAUAAAGUUAACUUGUGUCUAAUCAGCCCCUCUGAAAAGAUCUCCUUUUAAAAAUCAAUGCCUCCAACUGCUGCCAUUCUUCACUCUUUGAUUUCAUUGGAUUUUCUUCAAGGUUGAUUCCUCUGGUGAAGAAGUUCGGCCUCUCAGCACGUCAAUAAUCUAGAUCCAACAUACCGAUAAAAUCCAACUAACUAUGCAACACUACAGAAGGAAAACUGGAUUAGACAUCCGCCACGGGCCACGGUCACUGUGCUAAGCACCAAAUCAGCACAAUUCAAAUCGUUUUCCUCUUCAUAUCUAGCCAACAGUGUGACAUUUUGUUCCCUCUAUUAAAUUCAUCUUGUCUUUAUUGAUCGCUUUGGUGGUAAAACUGUAAAUGAAUCAUGUUAUAGUUGGAUUGUAGUCGUGUAGAUCGUGUUCAAACUAAAGCAGCUUUAAAAUUUAACCUCAAGUGGAAACUGUAAAUCUCUGAAUGUCACAGAAGUUUAAGCGAAAACAAACAAAAAUAACCUGCACUGACUUUUAUUAACAACUUUUGUUCUAAUCCAACAAAGAGCAGAUAUAGUUUUACAACUGAAGAUUUGUUGGAUUUUAAGAUUCGUAAAAUGCUCUUUGAAUUUACUCAUGAUGAAGCUUUGAUUAAACUCUCUUGUUUCACCAACGACACAUGAAUGGAACAGCUGAUAUCUGUAAAGUAUUUUUGAAGCUUUUAUUUUAAACGACACAAACUCAGACUCUUAAGUGCGUCCUCCGUGUUCGUUAUGCUGCUAUGUUUUGUUAGAAUUCAAUCGGUUAAGCUUUUGGUUUUGUUGGGAACAUUAGAGCAUGCAAAUUUCAUUAUUUACUUUUUUACAAAUCAGAUUGUGCCACUGCUUGAAAGCUUUCCAACAGUCAAGACUUGUGCAUUUUAAAACAUCCCGAUUCAAGGUAAUAAAUAUACUAAAACGGGCUGAAAUUCACAAGAAAAUUCAGAUCCCUGAGAGCAAUAUGUAGCUGUGUUUUAACGUCUCUUUUAAAAUGCUUAAAACCUUAAGCUACUGCACUAAUUCCACUCAUUAACCCUCACAUUACUGCAGUCAUUAUCAGUGAUCGUGACUCUGAAGCAUGCAAACUUGUGCCUUCAUAACCCCCUCCCCCUCAGCCUGCAGAAAGUAAAGCAGUGCUCAAAAUCCAAAAACUACAAUUUGAACGAAGUUCUAUUUUUGUGGUCAGCUGUAGAAGAGCUGCCUCUACCCACAGAAACCAACACGUAAAUAUGCACAAGUUAGAAAGCAAUGUUAAGAUAAAGAGAUAUGUUUGAAUUUGAUGUUUGUAUUAUGCACAUCCCUCCGUUCACAAGUCCUGUAGUGAGAAAUGUACUAUUUCAAGCACAAUGGGAACUCUUUGUUAUGAAAUGUGACAUACUGUGCUCUUCAGAAUAAAUAUUUUAUACAUACAGCUUCAUGUCUCUUUUCCCUGAGGGAUUCGUGCCGUGUUGGUCAUUUUGGGGCUUUAUUUUUUAUUUUUUUGCAGCUCACCUUGCGGGCAGGACUCGUCUCUUAAGAAGCUGUAACCAGAGCAGGGGUUUUCUCCAGCUGAUCUUCUUAUGUCAGAUAAACCUCACACUUUUGUGCUCAUUUAAGAGGAUUCUUCACUGACCCACCCCCCAACGCUGACGCUGAUCCAACCACAGAUGUGAUAAUCCCAAAGAAAGAAAUCAAGCUAAUGGAAGCACCUGAGGCAGAACAGAAGACAGCAAACUUGAAUGGUGUGCAGACAGAAUGGCUUUUAUUUAAAGACAAAUAACAGAUUGUCAUUGGUUAUAUUUAUGUAAACAAGUCUGACAUGAAACCCACUAAUCCUCCUGAAGCCCGAAUCUCACAGCUUUAUUUACUGCGCUACAUAAAUAACACAAGGGUGAGAAUGUAUUUGACAUGUUGAAAUCUCUAAACUCAGAAAAGCAGGACAAAGAUGACUUUAAUGAAACAGUUUCUUAUUAUAGGCCCGUUUCCACCAUCAGAGCUUCUGGAUCAUUUUACCGAACCUUCAGGACAUGUUUGUGACUCCAUGGCCCAUUUCAGGGAACAACGGAGCACAUGCACUGGGGAAUGUACUCGGUAAAAGGCCUGGUAGAGUCACUGGGUGGGAAUUAAGGUUACCUCAUGCUGGUUGCUUGUAACUACGUAAGAAAGAAAGAAAGAAAACAAUAUUUUAUAUAGCGUCACGAGGUGCUUCACAAGAACAAACAUUUUAGACAUGAAAAAUAAUUUUUUUAAGGUAAAAAAAUAUUAAAAUGAGAAAAAAAAUGAUGAUUAAAAUGAGAAAAAAAAAUGUUGAUGAAAAAAUGCGAGAAAAGGGAAAGCGAAAAUUAAUAGGAAAGAGGGAAAUCAUUGGAUCCCGGGAAAGGCGGAAUAGGCAGAAAGUGCUGAAUAAGGAGAGAGUGGUAAUGAAGGCCACAUCAAAGCCAGCCUGAACAGGUGAGUUUUCAGGAGGAUCUCAGUCUUAUCUUCAUUCAGCUGUAGAAAGUUCCCAGCCAUCCAGGUUUUAAUAGUCUAAACAGGUGUAGCAGCUGCAGCUUAGACAUCUCACGGUGCUUAAAGGAGAUGUACAGUUGGAUGUCAUCUGCAUAACGAUGGUGGGAGACGCCUUUAAAAGAGCUCAGGAUGUGUUGAGUAGGAAAUGCCAUCAGUUGACGCUGCCAUACAACCAGCAUUUAUAAAUCUGGAAGAGUUGGUGAAGAGGCGUCGACCCAGUUUUGAAAUAGCCGUCUCUAAAACACCCAACACUGAAAAUUGCGAUCCCUCGGGCAACGCCAUAAUUCACGGCGCUUUGUUGUCUCACAGAGCGCCGUAAAAGACGACGCUUCUUCUGGUAAGAGAAAUGCUGCAUUUUACAACACACAACUGCACUCCCGGUUCCCUGGAUGUAUUAAAUUAAUGAUUUUGACA